AUGAAAUAAUUCAAAUAUGUAAAAAUGAAAAAUAACGAAAUUGAAUAAGACUAACAAUGUCAAGCAUUUUGUUUUAAUAAAGAUAACUCAAUAUUAAUAUUUGCAUUUGAUAUUCAUAUAAAAGUGUAUGAAUUUAAAUUUGGAUAGUUAAAACAAAUAUAGCUUUUAAGUGGACAUUAUAGAGGUGUCUAAACUCUAGAUUUUAUGAAGAUAAAUAGAUAUUAAUCUGGUCUUAAAAUAGAAGCAGUAAACAUUUAUAUAAAUUUGUUGGACAUAUUUUUGGGCUUUAUUGUUUGGUAGUAGGUCAGGAUGAAAAUCUAAUUAUAUCAGGAGAUGGUUAUGGCAAACUACAUUUUUGGGUGA
This is a messenger RNA of Paramecium sonneborni, 363 nucleotides long. The record is from the annotation of a GenBank genome assembly. NCBI's taxonomy places the organism in Eukaryota, Ciliophora, Oligohymenophorea, Peniculida, Parameciidae.